Messenger RNA from Chironomus riparius, 2836 nucleotides. The record is from the annotation of a GenBank genome assembly. Lineage: Eukaryota; Metazoa; Arthropoda; Insecta; Diptera; Chironomidae.
AUGCUUUGUGCCUUUUUUCUCUCUUUCUUCUUCCUUUACCCCAAAAAAUGCCACAAUCAAAAAAAAAUCCUAGUACCAGCAAAAAUUUCUCAUGUCACAUCUGGGGGCCAUUUGCAAGUGAAAAAAGGAUCACCAGUACGACUAGAGUGCUCAGCUACCGGCAAUCCAAUGCCAAACAUCACAUGGACGAGGAAAAAUAAUUUGCUUCCGAAUGGUGAGGAGAAAUUCGUAUCACCGAGCUAUGUGAUUGAAAACAUGGAUCGUCACAAAGGAGGCACAUAUAUUUGCACAGCAAACAACGGAGUUGGUCAAACAGCUUCAAGUCAAAUUUCAUUGCAUGUACUAUAUCCACCUGAAAUAACAUUAGAGCAAGCAACUAUAUAUUCAGGCGAGGGACAGACAGCAGAAUUAAGUUGUAUAAUUCAUGGCGAAACAACACCACAAGUUUCAUGGCUUCGAGAUACAGUUCCAAUUGACCCGCACAAUGAGCAUUUCUCGAUGGAUAAUCGCGGUACACGCUAUACACUAACAGUACGUCGAGUUAGAUCACAGGAUUUUGGAAAUUAUUCGUGCGUUGCGGAUAAUCAAUUAGGAAAAAAUAAAAAGAAUAUUCGAUUAUCGGGAGAACCACGAGCACCAGUUAUACGCUCAAAUGCACAGAGUCAGUGGAGAGAUAAAUAUAAUAUAUCGUGGACGGUUGAUUCUUAUGCUCCGAUCGAGGAAUACAAAUUGUAUUACAAAUUGCUGAGCAACAAUCCACCAAUUGGAUAUGGCAACAAUCAUCUCGACGCACAUCAGAAUUCGGACUCAUAUCCCAAUAAUGCCAAUUAUAUGGAUAAUACUAAUAUUCACAAUCCAUAUGAUUCAUUCUCAUCAUAUUCAAGCUUUUAUAAACGAGCACACAAUACAGAUUGGACGGAUAUUGUUCUACAGCCGUAUCCAUAUACAACUCAUUAUACGCAAGGAAUGAGCUUCAUUAUACGUGAAUUGUUGCCUGAUCAGCAGUAUGAGGCGAAAGUCAUUGCUAGAAAUCGAUACGGAUGGAGUGAGUUUUCAGAACGAUUUGUUUUCAACACGGCACUCAUAGAUACGGAGGCGAGAGAUAUGGAAGUGAAGCAUUACACCAGUGCGACUUCAUCUAUUUUUACAUCUUCAAACGAAUUGAAAUUUCUGCUUAAUUUAAAGUUUAGUUUGUUUGCUCUUCAUUAUACUAGACUUAAUUUAUGUUAAAAGAUGGAGAGGGUGGGGAAUGAAAAACUUUAUCCAUAAACUACGAGAAGCUGCUAUCCUACUCGCUGUGAAUAUGUACAUGUUAGUUUUCUACGGAUAUGAAGGUGGAAAUAAAGCGCAACAAUUUCAUUUUCUCGUCUCUGCUCUUUUUUUAUCUCGUACCCUCGUGUGUUUUAAUCAACAGAAACAGCAAAACUUAAGACCGGGCAAUAUAUAAAGGACAUUAGGGGUUAAAGUUCAUUAUAGCAUCAUUAAUAGCUGAGGGGAAAAAUUUAAUUUUACAUCAAAAAGGUCAUCAAAACAAUCAAUUUUCACCCUCUGGAAUUCUUGAAAUAACUAAAACCCAAUCAGCAUGACAACUUCCAUCGCAUCUCAAUAUUUCAAUUUAAUAGCAGAUCCAUUGUGCUGCUCGGUGAUGAACUCUCCUUUUUUUGUGUGAAAAUUAAACAAUUUAAAGUUUAACGGAGGUGCUUGCUGGCAAACAAAUUUACAUUUUUUUUUACUUUAGUCUAUGAAAUGAGCAAAUAGAAUGAGCUCAUUUGUGAUUGUAAAGCGACGAAGCAUAAACAUUUGUUGAAUUUUAAGACCCUUGGAGGUAUGUUGGAUGUGUUUAUGACUGAGAAAGGAGGUGAUUUUUAAAUGGUUUUGUAAAGUAUGACUGGUAGCCAGAAUAACACUAGCACCUUGCGAUGGUCAAUUAGCGAUUAAAAUGAUCAAAUCUUUGAAACCAAGUUCGAAUCUCACAUAAUAUAAAUGAUUCAACUGCCUUAAGAUGAGCAGUUGUCUGAUUCAGACUAUAGCAACUAACUGAGCUUAGUGUGUCAUCUUUCCGAAUAUUCUGAUCAAAAACUCUUUUUCUCAUCAUGUUGUUAUCCCCCUGGAUUCAACAAAAAAAUCCUCAAAGUAUAAAUCUCCUACAAGGAAUGUAAAAUAAACGAGAACUAAUUAACAGAAAAUGAGAAUAAUAAAAGUUGUUCAGACUCAACAUCAAAAUUAAACAAAUAAUAAAUCCACCAUCCUUAAAACUUUAAUUCACAGCAACUGGGAUAGACAGCAACUCCCACAACUGUAGAAAAAAUAAAUCGAAAAAAAAAAAAUAUUUUGUAAAAAUGAAUAAAAAGAAAAAGAAACUUUUUGAAAUAUCACAGCAAAGAGAUGAUUAAUCCUUUAAAAUUGCCGUCUAUUUGAGGUAACAGAAAAAGUUUUACAUGGAUGUUGUUAUAUAAAAAAAUUAAAUAAAAUUGAUGAGUUUUUUGUUUGUUAUGUGAGGACUUAUAGUUUGACAGGGGUGGUGAUUUUGGUGAUUUAAGGUUUGAAAAAUUGAUGAUUUUUGGUUAAAAUUUGAUUUUUGUAGACAUCAUUGUAAUAGCAGACAUAAGGAAGCUUCAUAGUUGUAGCAUGAUACUGAUAAGGUAUUAGUCAACGAUGAGGGUGCCGCAUGACUGCUAUUAGCUUGAUGUGUUGCUCUUAAGAUGGAGCUAAUAAAUUCAAAUUUCAUCAUAAAUUGUGAAAUAUAUUUUCAAGCUCAAAUCCCAUCCAGCACCUCUGCCAAAUAACUUAACCUUACAAAAUAUUUUGUACAGAAACAUUUCUCCCUAAAAUAAUG